CUCAUCCACGUGUACGGCACUUUCUUUAUUCGAGUUAGAGUUGUGAGUUCUAGCAUGGCGGGUUCGGGAAACUACAGCGAUCAGGAAAAGGCUCUAGAGUACGUUAAAUCACUCAUCAGACCUUUCCCAGAUUUUCCUAUACCUGGAAUCAUUUUUAGGGACAUCUGCCCUGUUUUAUAUGAUUGCAAUGCACUAAGAACAGUUACUGACAUCUUAACUGAGCACAUAAAGGCAAACUUUACAGACAUUGAUGCUAUUGUGGGUCUUGAUGCCAGAGGAUUUUUAUUUGGACCUAUUUUGUCACUAAAUCUAAAUUUACCUUUUGUCCCAGUCCGCAAAUCUGGGAAAUUACCCGGGCCAACAAUGAAGGUUUCAUCAACUAAGGAAUAUGGCAAAGAUCUUCUUGAAAUGCAAGUUGAUGGUAUUCAGAAAGGCCAGAAAGUUGUCAUAUUUGAUGACCUGCUUGCCACAGGGGGUACCCUACAAGCAGCAUGCCAACUGGUGAAAGACGCUGGCGGGGAAGUGUUAGAGUGCAUCUUGAUCGUUGAACUGGAAGAACUGGAUGGAAAAAGCAAGGUCCCUGCUCCUUGCUUCAGCUUGAUACAGUUUUAACUACCAAUUUUAAGGAACAAAGAAUUCAUACAGAUUGGUUAUAUUCAAACUAGAGUACUGGAGACCUCUUUGGAAAACAAAUUAUAAUAGAUAUAGCAGGUAUUCCCUUGUAAUCACAGUGUACUUUUUCCCUAUGGUUUGGGAUGUUUUGCAAUUCUUCUCUGUGAGGAAAAUUUAGUAAGAGAUGAGGAAUUUCAUUUAUUUCUAAGUAUUUUAAAAAGUUUUUGUAAACAACCAUUCUGAUGGUAGCGAUAAGAAGGGUCAGCGGUAAGGCAAUAAAAAGGAGGUGAAAACUUAA
Stylophora pistillata is the source of this 910-nucleotide messenger RNA. RefSeq names its product adenine phosphoribosyltransferase. Gene Ontology annotation, biological process: AMP salvage; adenine salvage. The record is from RefSeq and is a predicted model, not a curated record. Gene Ontology annotation, molecular function: adenine phosphoribosyltransferase activity; adenine binding; AMP binding. Lineage: Eukaryota; Metazoa; Cnidaria; Anthozoa; Scleractinia; Pocilloporidae. Gene Ontology annotation, cellular component: cytoplasm.